Mustela erminea (ermine) is the source of this 929-nucleotide messenger RNA. It is a transcript of the gene FCRL6, whose product is annotated as Fc receptor like 6. Gene Ontology annotation, molecular function: transmembrane signaling receptor activity. The record is from RefSeq and is a predicted model, not a curated record. NCBI's taxonomy places the organism in Eukaryota, Metazoa, Chordata, Mammalia, Carnivora, Mustelidae. Gene Ontology annotation, biological process: cell surface receptor signaling pathway.
AUGGGGCACAUCUGGAACCCAGGGAAGCAGGGGGAUGCCCUGGGCCGUGGAAGCACCCCGAACCAGCCCAGCCACUCAGUCCUAGAGACCCUGGGCCAGACCCUGCCCUCUGGGGACCGGAUGACCGACAAGACCCUCUGGCUCUGGUUCUGGUGGUGUGGGGUACAGCUGAGAGCCUGGGCCUGCUUCUCCCCAGAGCUGUUCCCACCUCAGGACAAGCGCCGUGAGGGGAGCCCACUGACCCUGAGAUGCCAGACGGAGCUGCACCCCCGGAGGUCGGCCUGGGGACUCCUCUUCUUUCACAAAGAUGGCUGCACCUCGCAGAACCAGGGUCCCCACUCAGAGCUCUGCCUCCCAGAAACCUGGGAGGGAGCCUCUGGGCUUUACUGGUAUCAGGCCACCGCAGAGGAGCAGGUCCAGAAACAGAGCCCCCAGCUGGAGGUGAGGGAACAAGCUUGGGUAAGUAGAGCUGAGCCUCCCACCCCAUGUGCUGCCCAAUUCCUGUGGCCUCGGCUCAUCCUGAGACCCAGGUCCACAGGCCUCACUGUGGGGGACGCAGGGGAGCUCCUCUGUGAGACCCAGAAUGGCUCCCCUCCGAUCCUGUCAUUCCACCCGAACGGGGAGAUCCUGGGGAGCCAGGGGGCUCCCCACGGAAGAGCCGCCCCCUUCCCCUUCACUGUGACGUCAGAGCAGGAUGCAGCGAGCUACUCUUGCCAGGCCGAGAACGAUGUCUCCAAUGAGACAAGUGAGCCCAGGACACUCUCCCUGAAUGGUAUGUCUUGUCCCCCACCCGGGCUCUGAGCCCCAGGAAGCAGGCAGGGGUCAGGUCUCCCGCUCUGUGCCCCACCCCCCACCCCCUGCACUGUGCGAGGGAGCAUGGACCCUGCUUGGGUAUCUGUGCACUGAACCUAGAGGGGAAGGGAGAGCUC